AUGUUCAUUGAAUCAAGAGAUAUUGACGAUGAUAUUCAAAUGAGUGAAUUUGCUUUACAAAAGAACGUUCCUUUGGAACUUGCUGAUCUAGGUUUACUUGCUACAGUUGGACCACGAAUAAUACAUUUUUAUGAUAAACUAUGUGUAGUCGUUCCUUCAACUGAUAGUGGGAAAAUUCGUGAUAGUAAUAAAAUCAUGCUUAUGAGAGUAUUUAAAUAUACAGCAUACUAUUUACUUUCAGUGUGACAUUAUAUAUAAUACGUAACUUUGAUUCGUAUUCCGUAUCGUUUUAAACAGCUAUUUCGAGAAUUUAUUCUAAUGAAACAUCGGUUAUUCAAACAUUACAAUCUUAUCAUCCAAUAAUUCAUGUGCAAGUAUAUAUACAUAUAUACUUGAAUUAACAUACAAAAUGUUUUAUUUGAUCAUUUAGCUGAAUCAACUCAUUAACUAUCUUGAUCCACGACUUGAAUAUAUUCGUGUCAUUAUCAUUGAAUGAUCAACAAAAUUCUCAAUUUCCAUACCACGCACUGUUUCACCAGAUAAUCAAUAUAGUUCACGUUUACUCAACGCUCGGCGUUGUGAAAACUUCGAUGAUUAAUUCAAAUCUUUUGUUUGGAACUAGAUAUGGAUUUGAAAUUUUCACUAUGGAAAGAGCACUGAAAGAUGUACCGCUCCUAAAAAUUUCAGCUGUCAACAUUAUUGCGUUUGAUCAGAACCGUCCUCUCAAAAACUGUGUUUUUCACAAC
Molecule: messenger RNA, 746 nt
Organism: Rotaria socialis
Lineage: Eukaryota; Metazoa; Rotifera; Eurotatoria; Philodinida; Philodinidae
Source: the annotation of a GenBank genome assembly